Messenger RNA from Colletotrichum orchidophilum, 4143 nucleotides. Its product is annotated as ATPase. Gene Ontology annotation, cellular component: membrane. The transcript has 3 exons. Gene Ontology annotation, molecular function: ATP hydrolysis activity; ATP binding; ABC-type oligopeptide transporter activity. NCBI's taxonomy places the organism in Eukaryota, Fungi, Ascomycota, Sordariomycetes, Glomerellales, Glomerellaceae. The record is from RefSeq and is a predicted model, not a curated record. Gene Ontology annotation, biological process: transmembrane transport. Bases 1 to 4143 code for a protein of 1380 amino acids.
AUGCCUGACCAAGACUCACGAGCGGCCGCGGCCGAGAAGGCUGAUACUGGUGUCACGACAUCGCCAGAGCAACAACAGCUACAGACAACAUCAACAGAGACCGCCCAAGUCGCGAAACCAAAGCGCUUCGAGACUGUCUUCAGCUUCUUCAAGCUGCUUUUUUAUGCCAACCCAACAUGGCUCGACUACACGCUGGUCUGCGUGGGCACCAUUGCCGCCGUCGCCUCGGGUGUCCCGUUCCCAUUGAUGGGUAUCCUCUUCGGACAGCUGAUUGACGACAUGAACGGCGCGACCUGCGCGGACGGCAUUGGAGAUCCGGGCGCCUACCAAGACGCCGUCAACGACAAAGUAGUCAAGCUUGUCUGGAUCACUUGCAUUGCCUUUUGCCUCAUCUACACUCACACCACUUGCUGGGGAAUCAUGAGCCAGAGACUUGCCUCGCGCCUCCGAGAGAAGUAUUUCCAGAGCUUGCUGAGACAGGAUGUCGGCUUCUUCGAGAGCAGACAGGCCGGUGAAGUCUCGUCCCGCCUCAACUCCGAUAUCCAAACAAUUCAAUCCGGCACGUCCGAAAAAGUCAGUAACUUCAUCGGUACCAUCUCGUUCUUCGUCACCGCGUACGUCAUCGGCUUCAUCAAAUACGCACCCCUGGCCGGCAUGCUGGUUUCGCUCAUCCCCGCCUACCUGCUCGCUUCGAUGGUCUGCGGAAACUAUAUCCAAAAAUGGAGCGGAGCCAUGUCGGAGGGUAUGGCCAAGGCCUCAUCCAUCGCUUCAGAGGCGUUGUCUCACGUAGCCGUCGUUCAGGCGUUCGGUGCGGGACCUCGCCUGGAGAACAAGUUCGCGGGACAUGUCAUGGUCGCUCAGAAGGAGGGUAUCAAGAAGGCCAUCGCUGCAGCCUCCAACGCUGGACUGCUGUACUUCAUCGCCUACGCUGCAAAUGCCCUCGCAUACUGGCAAGGUAGCAAGGCUAUCUCAAAAUCGGUCGCUGGAACUGGUGACGGCACUUCAGUGGGUGACAUUUACACGGUUGUGUUUCUCAUUGUCGACGCCUGUAUCAUGCUAGGCACCAUCGCACCUCUUUUGCCCCUUUUUGGCUCGGCAGCUGCCGCGUUCGUCAAGCUCCGGGAGGACAUUGACAAGCAUUCAACUAUAGACUCCGUGACCGAUGAGGGUGACAGGUUGCCCACCCACGUCAACGGCGAGGUUGAACUCCGUGGAGUAACCUUCUCCUACCCCUCGCGCCCCGAUACGGACGUGCUCAAGAACAUCUCUCUCGUGUGCCCCGGUGGAAAGUACACGGCCAUCGUCGGCCUUUCUGGCAGUGGAAAGUCAACUAUUGCCGGCCUGGCCACGAGGAUCUACGACCCCAAGGAAGGCACGAUCCUCAUCGACGGCCAGGACAUCCGCAACCUCAACGUCAGAAACGUUCGCAGUUAUAUCAGUCUCGUCCAACAGGAACCUUCUCUUCUUGACCGUUCUGUUAUUGAAAACAUUGCUCUUGGUCUCGUCAACUCGCCAAAGGAGGAGCACCAGAGACUCAAGGAAACACUCUACGGACCUCAGCUCGCCCAACUUGCCGAAGAUCUUAUGGGCGGCGCCGAUCUCAACACGGCUGCUCAGAAGUACGGACCCGAAGUUAUCGAGAUCGUCAAGCUCGUUCAGAACGCGACUGAUCUGGCCGACGCCACCUCCUUCAUCGACCGCCUCAAGCAUGGUUUCGGAACCUCCGUUGGCAGUGGCGGCAAGCUCGUCAGUGGUGGUCAGAGACAGCGAGUGGCCCUCGCUCGUGCUCUCAUUCGUGACCCCAAAAUUUUGAUUCUCGACGAAGCCACGGCCGCCUUGGAUUCUGCCAGUGAAGCUCGCAUUCAGAAGGCUGUCGAGAGGGUCUCCAAGGGUAGAACUCUGAUCUCUAUUGCUCACCGUCUCUCUACCAUCAAGAACGCCGACAACAUCAUCGUUAUGAGCGCCGGUGAUAUCAUGGAGCAGGGAACCCACGCCGAUCUAAUCGCCCGCAACGGCGCCUACGCUAAUUUGGUCAACCUGCAAAACAUCAGUGGUUCCGAAGAGGAGUCAGCUCCCUCUCGCGCAAGCACGGCCGUAGAGUCGUCUGCAUCAUCCGUGGAUGCCGAGGCGCCUGGUGUCAACCCGAAGGAUCUUGCUAGGGCCAUCGAAACGGAGACAGGCCCGCAGGCGGCGACUGAGAAGACUAAGAAGGAACUCAAGAAGGAGGCGAAGGAACUCAAGAAAAAGAAGAAGAACGCCGCCCUGGAAACCGAGAACAGCGGUCUCGACAACGACAGGUCUACUUGGUGGAUCACCAAGAAGGCAGGCGUGAUGGUCCGCCCUCACAUUCUGUAUCUCCUCCUCGCCAUGGUGUCCGCCUUCAUUGUCGGUUGCACUUUUAGCGCGUCUGGUACCAUUUUCGGUUUCGCCAUCGGCGUCGCCAGUCCCUGCAACGAGCCCAGCUACAUCAAGAGCAGAGGCGCCUUCUUCGCCGGUAUGUUCUUCAUGCUCGCAUGCGUCGAACUCGUCGCAAACCUGUGCAGUUGGUCUGCCUUUGGUUACAUUGCAGAGAAGCUGCUUUACAAGAUCCGCGUGGGUUCGUUCCGAGCCCUCUUUCAGCAGGAGCUCGAGUGGCACCAGUCUGGAGCCCGCAACCCUUCGUCGCUCCUGUCCCUCAUCACCAAGGACGCGGCGUCUAUCGGUGGCUUCAGUGGUUCCAUCAUGGGAACCGUUUUCGCCGUCGUCGUCAACCUCUUCGUUGCUAUUAUUUACUCCCACAUCCUGAAUUGGAGAAUCGCUAUUGUGUGCCUGGUCAUUAUUCCCAUGCUCCUGGGCUCCGGCAUCAUGCAGAUCCGCGUCCUCUCGAGAUUUGAGGAGAAGCACGCCGCAGCGUACGCCACGGCUGUAGGAAUCACAGUCGAGUCCGUCAACUCCAUCAAGACCGUCGCUACACUUUCCCUGGAGCACGAGGUCUUUGGCCAGUACAAGCGCGCCCUGAAGAAUCCCAAGAAGGAAAUCAUCUCGGCCGUCACCUUUGCCAAUAUCUGGCUCGCCAUCGCCAACGUCACCGGCAACAUUAUCUACGCCUUUGCCUACUGGUGGGGAUCCAAGCAGAUCGUCGCCGGCCAUGCCACGCAGACGCAGUUCCUCAUUAUCAAUGUCGCCAUGCUCGUCGGUGCCCAGCUGUGGGGUCAGAUGUUCACCCUCGCUCCUGAGGUGACCCGCGCCCGCAUGGCAGCCUCUAGAAUCUUCAGCCUCCUCGACCUCAGCAAGUCCGACGCCGACCCCGCGGGCAAGGCCGCCGACGACGCCUCGGAGUCGUCCAAGGGCAAGGAGAAGGAGAAGGACAUUGAGGCCCUCGCCAACCCAAACCCUCGCCCGUCCCCUGGCAGGGGCGGCGUGGCCGUCUCCUUCAAAAACGUCUCUUUCUCCUACCCCGCCCGCCCCGAGGUCCAGAUCCUCGACAAUAUAUCCUUCACCAUUCAGCCCGGCCAAUUUUGCGGUCUUGUUGGCCCCUCCGGCGCCGGCAAGUCCACCGUCAUGGCCAUCGUGCAACGCAUGUACACGGCCAGCACGGGCACCAUUGAGAUCGACGGCAUGGACAUCUCCAAAUUCGACGGAACCGACUUCCGUGACGACAUCGCCGUCGUGCCCCAGGACAGCGCCCUCUUUGACGGCAGCGUCAAGUUUAAUGUCGGCCUCGGCGCCCGGCCCGGCCAGGACGCUACGGACGAGGAGAUCGAAGAGGCCUGCCGCCUCGCCAAUAUCCACGAGACCAUCAUCGCGCUCCCGCAAGGGUACGACACGGAGUGCGGGCCUAACGGCUCCCAGCUCUCCGGAGGCCAGCGCCAGCGCGUCGCCAUCGCCAGGGCCCUCGUCAGGAAGCCCCGCCUGCUGCUGCUCGACGAGAGCACGAGUGCUCUCGACGCCGAGAGCGAGAAGGCGCUGCAGGAAGGCCUGGAGCGCGCGGCGCGCGGCAUCACCGUCAUCGCCAUUGCUCACAGGCUUCACACGGUGCGCAAGGCGGACGUUAUCUUCGUCGUCGAGGCUGGUGCGGUGGCUGCCAAGGGCAGGCACGAGGAGCUCAUGGAGAAGAGCGAGAGUUACCGCCUCAAUGCCAUGCAGCAAAUGCUCGGUCACUAG